UCCAUUUGAAUUUGCACUCUGACCUACAUCAUCACCUCUUAUAUCGAUGUAAUGGUGCAAAGGUGAUAUUGGGAAGGAUUAAAAAUGAACAUCAAAUAUAUAAUGUCUUUGUUAAGCAGUAAAUGCCAGGUUGCAUAAUUGAUGUUUAUGUCAGCGUACUUUGGGACAUUGGAGUGUUCUAGCAGGCACACAGCACAUCCAACAUGGGUAAUGUUUUCAGUCGGUAGGCGUCUUGCACUCGCUCCUCUUCUCUCCACUUGACUUUAAUUCGGUCGCGUCAUCCUUACAGACUCGCCUCCACGCAUUGUGGGCUUAUACUUUCUGCCUGGACCACUAUAUAUAAAAAGAAAUAAAACAAACAAAACAGAGAAUGGAGGGAGGGCUGAAGCGGAGCGUGAAUUUAUUUGAGCACGCUGUCAGGAUUGAGCUGAUGUGAGCGCUGCAUCAAGUGCGCGGUGGUGAUGCUCCAGUAUAAAAUAGUCCGCUGUGUUUUGGCACAGAGGGCGAUGCAUCAGUUUAACCCUCGGCUCUGCCCUCCGGACUCGCCCAUACAGUAUUCAGCCUAGAUAAGUUGAGGGGAUGUGUGAUCUUAUUGUGAGGAAUCCUGCCGAGGAGCUCUCUGUUCGUCUGUUUGUUUCUUCAACUUCGAUGGCUUGAGUGGCCCAUUUGCACUCAUGCUUGCAGCCGAGGAGGGAUGUAAGGUACGGGCCAUCUACCGCCCUCACAUUGCACGGAGUACCGGCGUGAUUAAGGUCGCUAUCUGAGUGCCAGUAAGAAAAGAAAAAACUACUUUCCGAGAUGUGAAUUAUCGAGAUUUGCUACUCAUUCCACCGGCUCACUUGUCCUAUGCUAUCGACAACGGGAUUUCAAGAGGAAAAUGAUUGUGGCAUAAACUAUUUCUGGAGACGCUUGUCACAGAUAUCGCCGCUGAAGUGGACAGAGUGGAUGGUUAUUUCCCAAACUGUUCAAGCCUAUGAAUAUUGCAUUCAUUUGUUGGAAACGCUGCCUAGUGUCUUCGAGAACAGCGCAGGAGGAAUGCUGGUCCAAGAUCUAAUGUCAUUUACUUUGAGCUUUUGGCCUUUUUUCUUUGGUCAUUGUCUUCUCUCACUGUUUUUACUUUCAUGCCAGGGAGAACUUCAGAGGUCAUGCUCACGGACUGUGGCGGAGAAAGUUAGUGAACAGUGCCAGCUGGCAUGCCAGUGUCAAAGAUACCCUCCCCUUCCUCCUCCGCCGCCUCCACCGCCUCCCCCACGGUUACUGGGCACCACAGUGAUAGAGCCCCAGAAGCCCAAGUUUAGGCCCUGGUGGACAGAGAUGGACUUUAUAGUGCUUGGAACCGUGGGCUGUGCCUCAGUUGUCUUCCUUCUCUCAGCCAUCAUCAUCUCCUACAAGGCCAUCAAAAGGAAACCACUACGAAAAGAAGAGAACGGGACAAGUCGUGGGGAAUAUGCCAUGAGCAUCCGUAACAAGAAGGCCAUGGAAGGGCUUAGCCCUUUGCUUUACAAACAGGGGACAUGAGCCCAGGGCUGACCUUGUGACUGGUGAGAGACAGGAGAAUGAGCCAAUAGCCAGAGAUCAUGUUGCACAGAGGGUGGCCUCAGCAGGGAUGUGUGUGACUCAGUGCUGUUACAGGCGUCCUCCACAGCCCCACUGGAAAAACACACCUGAGCUGAACUGGAGCAUCACUCAACGCUGCUCUAUUGUUGUUUUUUUGUUGUUGUUGUUUUUUUUUUACAUUAAAUCUGUGUAUGCGCGCGAUGGGGUCUGAUGAGUGUAUUCGGUGAGAGUGGGUUGUUCUCUGUGGCUGUCAGUUAAGUAUAGAUUUUGGCUAAACUGUGCAAAAACACAAGCUUGCAUCUAAACAUGCACAGGUUAUUAGCUAACAGUAUAACUCAACAUGUACCUAUAUGAGAGAAAUGAUGGAUGCAUGAAUGUAAAUAUUGAUAUUUAAAUAUCUGCCUUCUGGACUGUUAAUGUACAGUGUAACAGAACAUGUUUAUACAUAGUAAAACAGUGUGCUACCAUUUGAAAUUAUGUCAAUGUUGUUAUGGAGCAAGCCAUUAAUGUAUAUAUGGCAAUUAAUAGUACACAAUUUGUGCAUUAUACCAAACAGAUAGAAAGAUGUGCAUAAAUUAAUUUCAUUGCUGAGUUUUUCAUUUGUAAAUAAAGCUGUACAUACCAACAGAGCUAUUGUGUUUAAA
Larimichthys crocea (large yellow croaker) is the source of this 2201-nucleotide messenger RNA. Its product is annotated as proline-rich membrane anchor 1-like. NCBI's taxonomy places the organism in Eukaryota, Metazoa, Chordata, Actinopteri, Sciaenidae. The record is from RefSeq and is a predicted model, not a curated record. The coding region runs from base 847 to 1518 and encodes 223 amino acids. The transcript is spliced from 5 exons.